This is a messenger RNA of Harpia harpyja (harpy eagle), 5159 nucleotides long. It is a transcript of the gene CDPF1, whose product is annotated as cysteine rich DPF motif domain containing 1. The coding region runs from base 199 to 573 and encodes 124 amino acids. NCBI's taxonomy places the organism in Eukaryota, Metazoa, Chordata, Aves, Accipitriformes, Accipitridae. The transcript is spliced from 4 exons. The record is from RefSeq and is a predicted model, not a curated record.
CUGGCUCAACCGAAGGCGACGGGUUGACGAAGCCUGGCUGCAGAGGCGGGAGAGCAGAGUUCAGACCCCCACUUUGCUGGGAGCGGAAAAGGUUUAACACCUGCAAAACCUGUGCUUCCCGCCUCCGUAGUGCCUUUUAAGUUAAACUGAGUGGAGGGACCUUCCCCUUCAAACCGCAGAAGCAAAGGUAGCUUAAAGAUGGAUGCUGCCAAAGAAGUUCAGCCCACAGGAGAGUUCACAUGUCAGCUAUGUGGCUUAACAGCUCCAUACACGUACUAUGGGCAGAAGCCACCAAACACACACUCUAUUGUGCUUUUGGAAGAAAGCUAUGUCAUGAAGGAUCCUUUCACCCCUGACAAGGACAAAUUCCUCAUCCUUGGGUCUCAUUGCAGUUUGUGUAGAAGAUCAGUAUGCGUUGGUACAGAAUGUAGUCUGUUCUACUCCAAAAGGUUCUGCCUCCCCUGUGUGAAUGAAAACCUAAAGGCCUUUCCUUUGGAAAUACAAGAAGAUAUGGAUAAAAGGAAGCCCCAACAAAAAUCCUUCCCCUGUAAAAAAAAGGAUUCAAGAACAUAAAUACUUGAAGGACCAAGAGAGACAGUUCUUUGGCUGGGGUUUCUCCUCUCUCCUUUUGGAGACUAUCAUGUUGCUCCUUUUAAAGACGUGACCUUCAUCAGCUCACUACUACAGAACACAGUAGCACAUUUCCUUACAAUUGGCUUGGCUUCAAACAUCAUCAUGCAGUGAUUGCAGGGCCAGCAGUAUGGCCUUAAGGUGUUGAAGAGCCAGAAAGGCAGGCAGACAAAUCUCUUGUCACCAUGUAAAACACAUGUAGUAAAAAACUAAACAGCGUAUAGCAUAGGAACCAUGUCCAAAUUUUCACAUUUGUUAUUUUAAUGUUUUGUGUUGUUCUUGACACUCCUACAGUGUUAUGAAAAUCCAAGACAGAUUUAUCUGGCUUAAUUUAGUAUACAUCCAAGAAAGCCAGUAUACACCAAUUGUUAACCUGACAGUGCUGUCCUGAUAAAGAUUACAGUAGGCAAGGAAUUCAAAGCUUUAUUUUUAAGUCUAAAAUAAGAAUGUUAUGAGAAAAUGUCACAGAUAGCCAUAGAAAUAUCUAGAUUCUUCAAGGUGAUAAUCUCAAUACUAUCACAGCAUUAAGACUUCUGAAGGUAGGUGUUCUUAUAGUAAAAUACCAAUAUAAUAAAAAACAAAACAAAAUGCUUACCAGUCACUCGCACUUGCAGUCACUUUCCACUCAAUCUUCCAGCCCAUGUCAAUACAGCAACAGGAGAGGACCCUUAAUAUAUAUAGUUUAUGCUUUAAGAGUAAAGAUUAUUUCCGUUUCACUUUCACAUCAGUUAAUCUGGAAAUAGAAAAGUUCAGUUAAUAAGCUCAAUUCUUUGCAGAACUGGGCAGUUAAACUGUAGCUAGAAUAGGGAUUUCAGAAACAUAGUUUCAGUCAAAAAAGGGUAAAAAAUUGUUAGAGAAAGAGCAGUUUGUUUAGCUCAAAAAUUAGCUUCACAAUUAUCUGUGUUGACUUUGUCUUAAUUACAAGGAAGAUUUAGGUGGCAUUUGUGUAAAACCACUUAGUCACACACCUUAAGGAUAUGUCUAGAAUGAUCCCUAAUCACCAAAUCAUGUUAUUUACUCAAGCUUUUGUUGGUCGUUGGUUCAGAACCUGUUAAUGCCUUGAUUAACAUCUCCUCUUUUCUCAACUCUUCCAUCCAUAUAAUUUGUCAUAUGUCAACAUCUAAACUUGAUCAUUUUAAUAGAAUGAACCAUGUGUCUGUUAAAAGAAAUCAACAUUAUUUCAAUGAGUUAUAUUUAUUUCUUUAAGACAUUUGAGUGUCCUAAAAUUGAUCUUUUUUUUUUUUUUUUCCUGAACAUAGUAUACUGGUGUCCUCUGUUGAGGACUGGAAUUUCUUGCAGUUACUAGAGGAGCAAUAAUGGACCCAUUAGUAUCCUUUUCAAGCUCUAGGUGCUUUACAACAUAAAAUACAUAUACAUCUUUAAUUGUGGGGAAAAAAGAUAUGUGUUAGAAGUCAACAUUUCAGAUUCCUUUUUGCAGUAAGGAGACUAUGCUUUGAAAGAAUGUGAUAUUAAACUUAUUUAAAAUGGGUGGUAUUAAAUUUCAGUUUCAUGUUAGACACACCAACUUUAAAAGCUCUAGUGUAUCUAUCUAUCUGCUCUGUACAAACAACAGAGGCAUAUCCUGUGCUAAAACCACAACUGUAAAGAAAAUGAGAGAUGCUAGAAAGAGAAUCACAGCACUUUUCCAUCUUAAAAUUGUAGUCUUAUAAUCAAGCUGAGAAAAAGCAACAUAGUUAUGUGAGAUCACAUAUUAUGUUUAUACCAGUAAAUGUCUUUCUAAAAACAUUUUAUUUCCUGUAUUUCACAAUGUUUGCAACAGAUUUUAAAAGCCUGGCUAGCGCAGUGCCCAUCUAAAUGAGAAUGUGCUUUUCAGUUUUAUGAUAGGCAAGUCUGUCUUGGGACUGGGAGAUGCACCCACUAACAUGCUGGGAAGGAUGUAGUGUCUCUGAGCUGUUUUCCCUCCUGUUCGACCUCCUCUGUGCCCUUUAAGAAAAAUGCAGUUAACUAACUCAUUUAUUCAUAAUCAUUAUCUUUGCCAACAUGCCAUGAUAGAAGAAUCAUUUAAAGCCCUCAGAAAUGACCCUACUUUUAAGUACUUCUUAAGCUGAGCCAGAGGGGGAGUAGACUCAGUAUUAAAAGGGAGCAGGAUUUGUAACUACAGAAUUUUUAAUCUGGCCCAGUACAGCUCAUUUAUUUAUCUUGAGUACAACAGAAAAAGCCAAGUUAAGAAUACUCUGCUUCACAGUUACCUGGUUGUGCACACCUUGCAGGUGAAGAAAAGCAUACUUCCAGCAAGUACCACAAAGUGGUUUAGUAGCCCAGGGCCAUUGGAUGUGUUCCGUCAUCUCUGGUCCACGCUUUAGAGAAAGGAGGCUGACCUCUGUGCGAUUUGGUAUUUCCUGGAAUGACGAAGGAUUAUUACCUGUGCCCAGCUGUUAAAACUUACGUAUUCCAUAUUCUCAUAUUCCCACUGAACAUAAGCAUUAUGGUCUCUGUACCACAAUGUUUUGGUAUAUAUAUGUUUCACAGACCAAAUGCCAUCAUGCCCAAACCUACCAGCCAUCAGGCCUACCCUUCAAGAUAUGCACAGGCUUUACAGCUUGGCUUCAUCAGGUGCUCCGAUUGCUUUCUGCUGCUCAAAAACAGGCCUUUGGUGCUCCCGAGCACAGCUGAUGCAAAAAUGCGAUUCUUUAUCCUCUGCUGUAAUUUUCACUUCAGCACUCUUUUACCAGCUUAAUAAAUCCCCGGAUUCUUGAAACAAAACAAUUAUCGGUGACAUACCCUCCCAACCAAUUUAAUUGCAGCCACGCUCAUUGAAUGAGUUAGUAUGCUACACUUCACGUAGAAGUGCAUUCAAUGUUUGUUGAAUUCAACACAUGUCUCAAGCUGGUCGUACAGUCAGUGAGAAUGGAAGGACACAGCAGGAUGGUGGGUCAGCAGACAAACUGAUGAAAUAUAUAUAUAAAAAUAGAUAUUAUAUAUGCAAUGUAUAUAUGUACGUUACACAUUCCUAAUUUAGACGGUGCGUCUAACAGUAAAUCUAUAAGCAUCAUCACUUUAAAGAUGCUUCAUAUAUCAUUCCACCUUCAAAAUGUCCUUGCAAGACACACAUCCUAUUAUGCAGUAAAUGUAAUACAAUUUGUUAACAGAUUAUUUGAUGCUAACCCCCAGAAAAUCUGGGCACCAAUCCCACCAAAGGUUGCUUGUCCACUCUUGUUCACUACUAAAAAUCAGCAUGAGUACUCCCUGGUAUAAAGUUAAGCAGCUAAGUGUUUUCUGGAGCAGGGCUUUGUAUACCAAAUUAAGGCAAAUCAGGUUAAGGCAAAAUCAUUCAAGUUCUUAAUUACAGUAGAGCAGCACAAAACACACAUUCAUGGCACCGGUACUAUCGCGGAAGGAGCAAUGGGUGUCCCCAUUCCCAGGUGCGCCACCACCCUGCACCCCCCAGGUCCUGGUUCUGCAAACAUUUAUACAAGCUAUCAGUUGAGAUCAUUAAGUGGUUGUACAAGAGCGCAGAACAGAACUACUUUCAUGUACAUAAAAGUUACUCGUGCGUGCGUGGUCAUUGAAUGAGGGACUCGGUUAAGACUUGGCAGCUGCUUUGGAUAACGUACAAGAGGCAGCCAGCAGAGGGUAACAAGUAUGUUUGUCUCAAAACCGUGACAUUACAGUGAAUUACCUUCCUGGAAAUAAAAGAUCAGCAGAAGUCAUUAAAUUCACUUUUAAAAAUACUUUAUUUUUUUAAAACCAUUAAGGCAAACCCAUAUUUCAAAUUAACUGUGUUUACAUUCAGUCUUAAAGGAUUACUUUUUUUUUUUUAAAGCACAUAGGUUCCUACCAGUCUCUAUACAAACACUAUGAAUUCAACCUCUGAUUUUUAAAGGAGACGGAAAAAAAAUCAGAAUGUAAAAAAGAAGAAAAAUGUUUAGUUCAAGUUUUUUCAUCCUAGAUCAGUAGGCUGGUAAUGUGAGAACGCAUCGUUAUGUUUGGCUAUAUGUAAUUUUUACAUUCACAAGUGCAAGAGACUUUGUCUUUCCUAUAAAUCCCUGUGAGACCAGGGCUUCCGUUCUUCCUUGAAAAUGUCAUUUGCAUUGUUCUGACAGAAAGAAACUUGGGAACUUGGCUUGAAUUAGUGGUAUUUUGCUGGGAAACAAGCAUUCCAUGAGAAUUAGGUUUGACUACUCUCUGCAAGAAAUGUUUGCUCUUUGUAAGUUCUGUAUUUACUGUAAUAAAACAUACCCAAAACCUCCUAAAAACAUAGGUGACUGGAAAUAAUGAUCUGGGUUUUUUUUUCCUCCUUAAUAUUGCUAUCUUGAUUUAAUUAAACACUUGUUAGCUCUAGUGAUUAGGGUUUGGCAAUGUUAACAAAAAUGUGCUUUUUUGUUUCAUAUCAGAUAACAGUUUAAGAUGUGACAAAGGGUUUUAACAUCAUGAUGUAAUUAAACUGUUGUGUUACAUUCCUAAAGAAAAUUCAGCGCAAUUGUUUGUAAAAGCUGUGAAAUAGCAGGAACAAUAUGAAAUGCAGCUCAUCCGAGAAGCUGAUAAAACAGACUUUGUCAAACAGUUAA